Molecule: messenger RNA, 912 nt
Organism: Naegleria gruberi
Lineage: Eukaryota; Heterolobosea; Eutetramitea; Acrasida; Naegleriidae
Exons: 3
Coding region: 1-912 (303 amino acids)
Biological process (GO): protein import into peroxisome matrix
Cellular component (GO): cytosol; peroxisomal matrix
Molecular function (GO): protein binding
Source: RefSeq, a predicted model, not a curated record
AUGUCUUUCUUCUCCUCGCACUUGUUUUCUCAUUGUAUCAACACACUUUCAUAUAGUACAUAUUAUCGGAAUAUUUGUUGUGUUGGCACUUUUGAUUUGAAUAAUUGGUAUCAUGGAGGAGAAAUUAAUGUGUGUAAAAUAUCAAAAGAAUUCGAUCGGCCAACCAUAAAAUUAUUGGCUUGUCUUGAUAACAAGAUUGGUAUUCAUAAAUUGGUCUGGUCAGAGAUAUUUAAAGAAUUAAUUACCACAGCAAACCAUGACGGAAGUUCCUCCUCUUCAAGAAUUAAACUGUUCGAUUCCAGAAACCUAGAAUAUGUGGUUCAACAAUUUAGUGAACAUUCAAAAAUUAUUAAUGAUAUCAAAUGGAAUAAUAAUAACAAGGAUGAAUUUGCCAGUGUGAGUGGAGAUGGUCUAGUCAAAAUUUGGGAUAAAAGAGUAAAGAGCAGUGUGAUCACCUUAUUAGACAAGGAACAGGGUGUGAUUCCAGUUACAUCUUGUGAUUGGAACAAGGAGAGUGAUUGGAUACUCGCUGUGGGAAAUGAGAAUGGUCAAUUAGUUAUUUGGGAUACAAGAAAUGACUUGCAACCCCUUCAAAGGAGACAAGCUCAUUCUUUUAAAAUCAAUAGUAUAUCAUUUGAUACUGUAGAUACUAGUCGAGUCAUGACUGGUUCUAAUGAUCAUGUAUUGAGGAUAUGGAAUUUUUCAAAAAAUCAACAAGGAAUCUAUCUUUCACAAGAGCAUAAAAUUCAUAGAGACAUUGUCAAAACUGCUGAAUGGAAUAUUCAUAGUCCAGAUGUUGUUACAUCUGCAGGAUAUGAUCAAAACAUAAUUACUAUUCCUCUAUUUAACAUGACACAGGUGAAAGAGUAUGAAUUGGAAGGAACACUUGUGGUAUGUUUUCAACAUAUUUAA